Molecule: messenger RNA, 3936 nt
Organism: Vitrella brassicaformis
Lineage: Eukaryota; Vitrellaceae
Source: the annotation of a GenBank genome assembly
UUAUUGCUCACCAUCCACCGCCCGCAGCCCAGUGUAAGAAUAGAAUCUGUUUGCAUUGCCGGCGAAAUCGGAGAUCGCUCCUUCAUUCAGGCUGAUACUUGCAUUGGCGGGCCAUCCAUCGAACUGGACUGUCACGCCGAGAAAACUUGCAUGAAAAGGAGGGAUCAUGGCGUCUGUGAGCCUCGCAUUGGUGACCUGUUUUCGACAGACAUGAGAUAUGAUUUCCCUUCCCUCUGAGGCUGUGGCACCGUUGUGCAUUAGUUUUCUUACCUCAAUCCUCUCCUUGUCGAGUUCUGUAAUCGGCUCAGAAAACCUAAAUUCCAUCGUGAAAAUCUCCUUGUUUGUCUCAAUCGUCUGAUUCGUCUCCGGGGACACUACGUAUGGGAGCUCGUUUGCUGCAGGGGGGCAAUAGCAAAAGAAACCGCGUCAUGUCGCUUAUUUUUCCCUGAUUACCUGUCGUGAUAACGGUGUGUGUUGCAACCUCAUUCAUUGCCGUGCCUCCCUCGUCAAUGGCCACACAGGAGAUCUCAUACGUGGUGCCUUGGACUAGCUCAGAGAAUGAGAACUCACCACGUCUGCCCUUAAUCCUGCGUUGCUGCGCUGAUAUGCUUGUUGUAGGGGGCUUGUUAACUAAAUCGAAGUCGGCAGGCGUGAAGGUCGCCUCGGGAUGGUCAUUCUGGAUGGGCUGACAGAAUAUAUCCGCUGUCUCAUCCGCAUCCACCUCAAUCUGGAUUGUCGUCUCGCUGACGGUGAUGGACGUUGUGUUGAAUUCAAGAGAGGGAGGAGUGACAUCUGCCAGACACAACGACAGAGCAAGUGCAAAUCUCUCACUGGCUUCACUGUUUGCCACAAAUAAUACCAUAAGCAAGCGCCAACUGAGCCGCUUGAACGUUCGUGUUUCCGGCGAGAUCCACCACCUUUCCGGCAUCCACUCUUAUGUCAAUGUCCCCCUCAGCGGCUGCUCGCAUGCGUAAGACAUUGCCGUCCAUCGACAGAAUUUCGGCGUUUGUCAAUGUGAAGAUGCUCCCCGUGAUGGUCUGCACAUCCUCCGAGAUACUCAUGGUGACAUUGAAGUCUGGAUCUCGUGUUUUGGGGGCAGAGGGAGAAGUGAGGGUCACCACUGGGGGAGUUGGAUCUGACAGUAAGCAGAGAAAGCAUAGGAGAUUUGUGUGGCUGAGUGCAGCCACGCUUUUGUUUGCAUGUCUACCCACCGUUUUCGACGUUUAUUGUGUUAGAUCUCGUAUUCUUCAGCCCAGCUGCAUCUUCCAUCGACUCCUCGCUCGGAUAAAUGCUCAAAAUUCCGCCUCCAGUCUUCGCACUUGGUACACUCAGAGCCACGUCAAAAAAUAUGUCGGUCAGCUCUUCGCCCGUGGAAACACUGAUACUUUCGCCGUCGAUGAAGAAAUGCCAGUCAACAGUAGUCGGCGGCGUACUGAAGGAAACAUUGACAGGAACGGAGCUCGUGUUGAUGAGAGAUGGGGCACUUAGUGUGGCGGUCGGGAUCCACGGCAGAGACUGGCCCGAUGCGAUGUAAUCUGCACAGAAAAGGAAAGUUGACGACAGACUUGUAGGAAAUCGAUGCUUUUGUCUUUACCGAAGGUGACGUUAAGAGGCUCUGACUCUUGAUUUGGAUUGCUUGCGCCGUCGACAGCCAGUCCCUCGUUUGCUUUGAUUGUCACGAUGUCUUUCGUUGGAAUGACAUCCAAUGAGAAUGAAUUGCCCGUCCCCGUGAUGCCGCCAGCCGCCAUGUCGCCAUUGGUGGUCCUCAGAGCCGAGACAUCGCUUAUGGUGACAUCCUUACUGAAUGAGAGGUUGACAUGGAAGGGGUAGUCUUUGGUAGUCUCCUGGUUGUCUUGCAGAUACAGCACUGCCGUAAUCGUGGUCUGAUUGGUGGGGGUCGCUGGAAAAUGGUUCGAAUGACACAUGCCCUGUGUGUGUACGGGCGUUUGUUGUUGAGUCUUACUGUAGUUUAGGGCGAUGGAAGCUGGUGAGUUGCUCCUGUAUGAGGCGGCGUCAUCGACCACCACACCGCUUCCGAUCGUCACAUUCACUUUGCCCGCGACUGUGGGACGCAAGUCGACUGUUACUUGUGCUAUGCAACAAACACACACACAGGGAGAGGUCGAUGAUCACACGCAUACGCCUCUGCUGCACAGAGAUCAUCUCCGAAUGGAACGCAUCUUUUGCCUUACAUGGCUGGACGACCACAUUGGAGUACACAACUGCCGCCGUUGCCUGCUGUGCAGGAUCCAGCGCCUGAAGAGACAGUGUGAGGCCUUCACUGAUGUUGAAAGUAGUGACGUCGAUGGGGACGUCAAAGGUGACAAUCAGGUGGAUGGGAAGCGACUCCCACGUCGAUUGGGGGGAGGACAGGUUAACCGUGAAGGGCACCACCUCUGACACAGAUGCACCAAAUUGUGCACACAGGUGAACAGGUCUACGUGUACCGUAAGUGAAAGUGAAGUUGGUGUUGGGAUUUGGGUUUCCAAAUGCGUCCUGCGGAUCAAUCAUGAGUAAGAAAAUGCAAAUUUGUAAGUGCACAGAUGGAUGUGAGUGUCCACUGUACCUGCACAAUGCCCUGCAUGACGGUCAGCUGCAAAGAGGUCACGUUGCUGCUACUUGGCGGGUCGGGCAUUAUCUCCGCCUCAUAAAGUGUGUCAUCGCCAGCCACCGGCCUGCACACGUAAGCACAGGCCACACUCAUGAGAGGAUGCGUGCGUAUACCUCAUGUCAAUGAGAGUGCCGUUGGUCACGAAAGACUGCUGGUCGGCCGUCGCAAAGCCAGCGGACACAGGCUCGCCGAAAUCGAUCGUCAGAAUGAUCGGCGCGUUGUGAUAAACAUGAAAGGGGUUCCUGAUCGAUGGGACGGGGAGGUCUGUUUUGUAAUAGCACCAACGGGUGGUGUUUCCAUCAGCCGAGUUGAUGAGCGAAUAGUAAAGGCGACACUCGGGCUCUUCCCAACGUCUGGUGUGUUCGAUAGCAGUACAACGCCUGUAUACACACAUCUCGCAUCUAUUGCAUCACCGUGUGGUGUUGUCCAUCAGCGAAGGUACCUGUCUUCAAUGCACUCGAUUGAGCAUUUCAUCCGCCUCUCCCACUCAACAGUAGCGUCAGUCCAGGAGCUUACGUCUCCAAGAGCGUAAGGCUGUUCCUGGCCAUUGUGGCGACACGAGCCAUCAAGCUUGUUAACUGCAUAUUCGCAUCUGUGAGCGUCUUCAAUCACGGAUUUUCCAGUGACAUACCGCCGGUCGCUGCAGUGCCGUUCUGUCUCCUCUGGAUGCACAUUGCGUUGGGCGAGGGGGUCGAUGCGGGAGUAGCGAUGCUGUGGUGAACCUCACAUAGCCUCUCGCUAUCUGUCUGCACACCCACUGGCUGCACACAGACACACACACACACACACAUGUACGCUUCUGGAUGACUGCCACAAGUGCGCCUCACCGAAAGCUGAAAUCCUGAGCACACGACGCUCGACAGACAAAGGACAGCAUAUUCAUGCCUUCUCGCCUCUAUGUCAUCCUCAGGGAUGGUCGAAUUCAGCGUGUAGCCAUGAAGGAAUGAACUGUUCUUGUACCUGCACAGAAGCCGGAGACCAUGCAUGUCUCUAUCGAUGGGCCUGUGAGCCUGUGAGUCUUACGAGAACACUCUCUCUGGUUGUUUGGUGACCCCAUCCUGUUUUGUUGCGUUGUUGAUGCACUCAGUGUCUGGGUUGUCCUCUGCAGACACAUGCGGUCAUACACAGUAGUCAGACAUGGUAGAGAGGGCUUUCUUACUGAAUUCAUCCUCCCACUCCGAGCCUGUGGCGUUGCCUGCAGUGCAAACAUGACCAAACGAUGCAGCGUCACCACAUGCUACAUACACCUUGCGUCUUCUGUGAUACUGCUGACAUGGCGUCCAUAGCCCAAGCAAGAGAGUGAGAACCGCAAGAACGGACGGCAU